This is a messenger RNA of Lolium perenne, 547 nucleotides long. Its product is annotated as cysteine proteinase inhibitor 6-like. Gene Ontology annotation, molecular function: cysteine-type endopeptidase inhibitor activity. Lineage: Eukaryota; Viridiplantae; Streptophyta; Magnoliopsida; Poales; Poaceae. The record is from RefSeq and is a predicted model, not a curated record.
UUCAUCACCACGACCGGCCAGCAGCUCAUCAAAAGGUUCCAUCUAUCGGCCAUGGCGACCUGCAACCAGCUCCUUCUCGCCGUCGCCGCCGUCGGUUGCGCCGCGGCGAUAGCCAUGCCCGGGGCGGCAGCCGAGGCCGCGCCGUUCCAGCCGAUCCCGAACGUGGACGCCCCCCAUAUCCAGGAGCUGGGCCAGUGGGCGGUGCGCGAGCACGUGAAGCAGGCGAACGACGGGCUCACGUUCAACAAGGUGUUCGGCGGCCAGUUCGAGGUCGUCGCCGGGCUACGCUACGUGUUCGACAUCGACGCUGUGGGCAGUGACGGCGUGGUCGGUGCUUAUACCGCGGAGGUGUACGUGCAGGACUGGACCAACACGCGCCUGCUCGUGUCUUUCAACUGAUCGAGUCUCGAGUGGGAGCCGACGUGCAAAUCUCCUGCAUGCAUAUGGUAUUGAAAAAGGGUACCACGAUCAUACAUGGCUGGAUUGUAAUGGCUUUUGGUGUACAGUAAUAAACACGAGUUCGAAAUAUUGAAGGUGGAUUUGUUUU